UGUAAUUUCCAUAAUCGUGGGCGAUGCUGCUGCUGUGACUAUAAAAGCCACAAGCCCCGGCAAUGCCAGCAAUUAGUACACAUUGCGAAACAGCCACGAGAUGUUCAUAAAGCUCUUGCUGCUUGGCCAGCUUCUGGCCCUCUGCUGUGCGCAGUUGAGUCUCGACGAGGCAAAGGCAGCCAUCGAUGCCUCUGUCUACAGCGAUGAGCAGACACUGGACGAUGUUCAUCCGGAGUCGUCUCAGCAGUACGUUGACCAACCCAAGGCUUCGCCUCACUAUGAGCCACAUCAUCCCCCACAGCAUGAACCAAAGCUGGAGACGACUACGACGACAGCCCCCACAGUGCCCGAGACGACAACGCUGCCGCAACUCAUGACGGAGAACGAAGCCACUGCCGCACCCGAGGAGGGACUGCAGCAGCUGGACGAUGGUUUGGGUGAACAGAAUGAUGCCUCCGCCGUUGCCGUGUCCACAACGACGCCAGAACCGGAGCCAGAAACGACAAUUCCAACAACAACAACGCCAAAAUUGACGACAGCAAAACAUGAGCCACGUCCUCAUCCGUAUCCCCAUCCGUAUCCUUAUCCGCAUCAUCCCCAGUCGUAUCCUUAUGCCCAUGGCUAUCCUGGCCUUGUAUUUGGGCCUCGACCAGUGCACAAGGAUUCGGCGCCCAAGGAAGGCGACAAGCAGACAGCAGAGGAGCCCACAGCUGCCCAUCCCGCAUAUCCUUCGUAUCCCGGGUAUCCGCCCUUCCGGCCAGCCUACGCGCCCUACCAGCCACCCACAUUCCAUCGCCCAGGACCUUAUCCGAGCUUCGGGCCUGGACCGAGCUUUGGACCCGCUCCAGGCUACGGCUUCCGCCACGAACAUCCUCACAAGGAUGACAACGAGGACUCCUCCGACGAGAAGGAUUCCAUUGGCAAGGACAAGGACAAGUCCGAUGAGGAGGCAGAAGAUGUGGCACUUAGGCCCCCGGGCUAUGGGGGCUAUCCACAGCUGUACAUUGUGCCACGUCGUCCCGUGGUCUACCCCAGUCCGGGUCGUGGCUAUGGCUCCCCCUAUGGCGGUUAUGGACGAUUCUAAGGCGGCGCCUCACUCCUAUUCCCAUUCCCAUCACCUGCCCUCUCUCAGAACUAGAAUAUACUCGAAUAAACACUCGUAAUUACGUAUUUUGUACGCUCUAAAA
This is a messenger RNA of Drosophila guanche, 1187 nucleotides long. Its product is annotated as extensin. The record is from RefSeq and is a predicted model, not a curated record. NCBI's taxonomy places the organism in Eukaryota, Metazoa, Arthropoda, Insecta, Diptera, Drosophilidae. The transcript has 2 exons. Bases 101 to 1084 code for a protein of 327 amino acids.